AACAAACAUCCAGUCAAUAGAUUCAUUGACAACAAACAUCCAGUCAAUAGAUUCAUUCACAAUAAACACCCAGUCGAUAUAUUCAUUCACAACAAACAUCCAACCAACAGAUUCAUUCACAACAAACAUCCAGUCAAUAGAUUCAUUGACAACAAACAUCCAGUCAAUAGAUUCAUUCACAAAAAACAUCCAGUCAAUAGAUUCAUUGACAACAAACAUCCAUCGAACACAUUCAUUGACAACAAACAUCCAACCGACAGACUUAUCGACAGCAAACAUCAAAAUAGGAGAUGGUCUUGGUGGACGCCAUCUGACAUUUACUCAGAUACUGCCAACAAGUUAUGCAACAUUUCCAGUAGCAUCAGGGUCCGGUGGUCAACUUUCGUUAUCUACAAAGCUCACUCCAUGGCUAAGCCUUUCGGACGACGUCAUCAGCACAACGAAAUUGCCGACGACGAAUCCCCAGGGGCCUGUUCACGUCAUUCCUCUUCCAGUUGGUAGCACUGAAUUAAAUGAUCCAAAACCGCAUCCAACAAGUCAAGCGGCACUGGGGCAAGACGUGACGCCCCUAAAACAGUUUUCUUCAACAGAGGAGGCAGUUACCGUUGGCACCUAUUUCAACAUAACAGAAAGUGCUCCCCCUAGCGCGGGCAUUGAAAGCACCAAAAGUUCGUCAGCUACCUACAACAGAAAAGACCUUUCGCAUGUAACAUUCGCCGACGCACAACAAACAGAACACGGUACACACACACUGCAGCACGCGAGUGGAGCACAUCCCUCUUUAACGAAUUUUGAUUUGGGAAUUUUAAGCUUAUCAUUCCAAAAUCUCAAUAGAGUAACUCACACGAUUUCUACGGGACAAUUUUCUGGAGAAAUCAGUUCUAAAAACUAUUGGCCCGACCUGUCACUGUCGUCUGUCAGCCUUCCCAACUCAGGACGUCACGUUUCAUCCGUCGAUCUUAAAGACGACGCGCGCCGUCUCCUCUUUGAUGAUGUUCUUGAUUCUGACAUCUCUUCUUCAUUCGCAUCAUCUCCUGAUGCAAACAGUAGUCGACUGUCAAAAAAUUCAAAUCCACUCAUAACGUCAGUUGUUACUGACAGACGGGGCGUUGCAUGUGAAUACACUUCAUUGAAACUUGAAGACUGUACAAGGACCGAAAAUCUUCCCCCAGGUGAAAAUAUUAUUGAUGCGUCAAAAAUCCUCCCUUACACAGUGACUCCUACUGUGACGCACAUUGACGGGCGACCUGACAGUGGAAGCGAGACUCUACAGACGUCUUUUAGGCCUGCGUCAGUGACUCCAAUAUACUCCUCUCCGAGGCGUCCUCAGACUAAACCCGCGGCUGCACCCAUGGCCGAGCCAUUAGGUAACACUACAGAGAUGUCGACCCAACCUGGCCCUUCCAGCCACCAACCCGCCACAGACGUGGCCACGACUAACACAACACAGACUGCUCUUGGGUGGACUACAGGGCACGUGGGUCAAAGUUCAGCUGGAACAUCUUCAUUGUCAUUGACAGCGAUGGUGACAACCUCACCAUUAUCUACUACAGCGGUUACCGUGACAACAUCAGGUGAUGCAGCAGCUAGAGUAUCUUUAAGAACAAAAAUUGUUUGUUAAAUUUAAAUUGCUUCGCAAUAAAAAUUAUUUAAUGGAGUCAAUAUUUAAAGGUUGAUUUUUCAACAGAUUAUUAUUGAGAUAGUUUACCUCAUGAAGAUCUUUUCCUGAAUUUAUAUUCAUCAUUAUUUCUUCUCAGCAUCAACUGAGACUACAGUUAUUAUAGUAGCUGCAUGUGCAGUUUUUGCACUUUUGCUCAUCGUCCUUGUGGCCAUCGCCUGCGUUAGAAAAUCAAAGAAAGCAAAAACAAAGGUGGGUAACUUUCACCAAACUAUUUUUUCUUCCAAUGAAACACUUUGAAAUUUAAAAGAUAUAUAUGUUUUUAACAAUACCCAUCUCCCAUACACUAACUGGCCAUAUGAAAUGCGUGGCUAUCUGGCUGCUUGGAUAAUAUAAGUUAAAGAUUUGACGUGUAUUUAACAUUCGGCAAAAACGUAUGAGUAGUAGGUCCAUUUGUGAUUGGUGUUCAGCCAUUUUAUCAGGGUCAGUUUGUUGUAGCAAAAGAUUCAAACUUCUGGCGACUAAUGCGCUAUACCGUGGAGACAGAUUAUGAUGGAUUUUACAUUUCAAUUGAAAAUCUCCCGAUUACAUUGAAAUGUCGCAUGCAAAGAUUCUAAUUUUUCUGUCUUCUAUUUCUCGAAUUAAUUAUAUUAAUUAAUUUUCCGUAUUCCUGACCGACUUCAGAAAUCUCGCGUGUUCACGGGGGCUGGUCCUAAAACACGUGUUUUGAUUGGGCAGAAGCAGUGACAUGGUAAUUUAAAAUUUAUGAGGGAAAUGUUUUCUUUUUCUAACAGUUUCUGGAAAAAAAAAACUUUACAAAAUAAAGUAGCAUUAAAUUUCAUUUCAGAGAUUUGGGGAAAUACAUUUUGAUCAUAAUCUUCGAACACAUAAGUUUUAAAUAUCUAUGUGUUUGUUGUUUCUUGUUUUGUCUUGACUGCUGAAGAAGGCGUUGAGCCGAAGCGUCCUUGUAAUUGUCCCCUGGGCUCUGUUCGGAAUGUCUGGAGUGACUUGCUGGUUAAAGAGGCGCUGCCAACCCAAACCCCCCCCCCCCCAUAGCGCUACCCGGGGUACAAAACCAUGCACCAUUGCGUGAUCCUGUGUAGGCAGAGAAAGGACAUGCGUGGUAUCUGCCGAAAUUGUAGCAACUAGAGUGCGAGCUGUAACCUUUGAGGAGAUUUCCAACGAGCCACUUCGUGGCCAGAUAGGGGACUCAUUGGGCUUGGAGGGUGGGGGGGGGGUAGUCUUAUUGAGGGUAUUAAGAGCUUGACUUCAUUUUCUAAUGUAAAUAACUGAUCUGUCUUUUUUUUUCAAGCCUAAAAAAAUCUUGUUCUACUCUAUAUUUCAGUACUUCUGCUAGGCUAUAAGGCUCGACUUGAUCGAACAAGGUUGUUUUUUUUGUGCUUUUUAUUGUUUUUUUAAAGACGUAAACAGCUAUCAAACUGUAGCAUCUCUUGCCGUCAGACCACUCAACGUGUUUCGUGUUUGAGGUGGUUCGUGUUUGAGGUGGAGCGUGAUAUCCCAGCCUUUGUGUCUGGUCACAGCCGAGAAGAUCGCUGGAAUAAUGAGAGGUCCGCAAGUGCAGACUUUGAAGGGAUUACUCAGGUUUAUUGCAGUACAUCUGGGGGCUGCCCCCACCCCACACCAAACUGAUCCCCAAUGAUCGAGUUCAGUUCAUUUUUUAGAGAUUAUGUGGAGUAUUGGAGGUUUAAUGACAACUUGAUGUAGCUGAAGCUCCAACAGUUAGUGUCUCGUCGACUUUCUAAAGAGUUUAUAUCCAUACAUAUAUAUAUAUUCAAAGGGUUAUGGUGUGACAAGUCGUCUAAGAGCUACGUAACAAUGGUCAAGGUAUGAUCUUAAACUGGAUGAAAGCGGGCGUUGCCUAAUGGUUUGUGAUUCAUUUGUUCGCAGGUACAACAUGAGGGGGACGAGCUGUGGGUGGACAUGAAUCACAUCCACGCCAUGCCCCUACCUUCACUUACCUCAACCAAUGAGCUAACUUUAAACUUGAAGUCAGGUGAGAAGGGUACAUCUUUGCUGUUCAGCAGCAGACGUGAUUGCCUCUACCUCUUCACGGGGCGAUCGUGUCAUGGCUUUACGUAGGCCCACGUACGAUUCGUCAGUAAAUCCAAUUAUAUUAACACAUUGACAUUAUAUUUAUGCCAUUCUAUUCAAGUAGGCCUACAACAAAAUUUCAGGCUAACAUUUAAACGUAUUAGGUGUAUACAUUAAAAGAAAAAAACUUUAAUAGGCAUAUUUAUAUUUGCCAUUAAUUUAAAUAUUGUGUACGUUCGUAAAAAGCCCCUUCUACAAUUUCGGGAUUUGAAUUUCAGAGAAGAAAAAUAAGGGUGGGGGUGCACAAUACUAAAAGUUGACUCGUGUGGCGUGUGUAACAAGUUUAAUCUGAAACGUGUGUCUACUGUACUGUAAAGUGUAUAGUCUAUAGAUAAACAAGUUGACAUCAUACUAACGUGUUUCCAGGGACUGAUACUUACACCGCUAGCCGAGCGUUCACUGCUCUAGAUGGCGGGCAGAUAACUCUCAGCGAAGGAGACAUAUUACAGAUUGACGAGCGACAGGAUGAGUGGUGGAAGGGACUUAAUCUCAAUACCGGACAAAUAGGAUGGUUUCCCUGUGAUUUUGUCAGGCCACUUGGAGGUAAGGAUGGUUUCUCUGUGAUUUUGUCAGGCCACUUGGACACGAACAGUGUAAAUAGGAAUUGUACAGGAGACAAAAGAAAAAAAAAAAUGAUGACAUGGCUAGUGUGACUGGAGGUAACUUGCAGUUUUUUGGGUUUUUGUUUUUUGUGGUUGGGUGGGGGGGGGGGGGGGGGGAGUUAAGGGACACAAUCUGGCUACUAAGCGCCCUUCACUGGAAAAAGUCAAGGGUAGGCUAUGGCCAUGGCGUAUAUCAGGAGUUGGGGAUUGUCUUUUAAAAGUUUUUCGUCAGCUUAGUCAGACUGGAAAUGUUAGAGAUACAUUCAGAUAUAUACAACUGUCUUGUAAUACUUCCUCAAUAGUGAAUUUUUGUAUUUGGUUCUGGUCAAAUGUCAGUGGUUGUGGCAGGUAAGAGGCGAUGAGUCACCAAGGUCCACCAGUGACUGUUGAACAAGUGAUGUGCAAUAAUUUGAACAUUUAAUUUAAAGGUGUGCUAUAUGAUCUGGUGUGUAAAUGAGAAAGAUGACUCAAUUUAUUUCAAUGUGCAGGGUCAACAGAAAACACAUUAUGGGAUAACAAGUUGAAAUCCCCAGUAGAGAAGAGUGCUACGAGUGUCCACCCAUUGCGGGCACAGAGACAAGUCAGCUCCUUUCAAAUCAAAAAGAACAUAGCAGCAGAGGUCAGCAGGAAUCAUGAAAUGACGUUUCCAGAACUGGAGGUAGGGAGAAAAUAUCUUUUGAGAUAAUAAAUUAAUUAUAAUUCCCCGUUGGCAAAAAAAGGAUGUUUUCUAAUUUGAGAGGAAUUCUGGUUUUAGUAACUGUUUGAUGAUAAACUUUCAGAUAAAAAUGGGGAAAUAGAUUUAAAUGUCUUAUAACAAUGAAGAGUUACAAACAAAAUAAAUGGAAAGCUAGAGUCUAAAGGCCAAGCCUUUAAUUAAUUUUUUUUUUUAAAUUUCAGAAUUCAUCAAGAGCAAUGGCUUAUCGCAGUAGUAAUGAGGAGAAUAUAUAUUUGACCAUUAUUUAGAUAAAUAUAAUUAUUUUGAUUUUGGAAAGUAGCCUACAUUCACAAAAGAAUUUGUUUAAUAUAAAAGUUAACGUUCAUUAGUUGCUGGUGGUUUUUUUACAGGACAAUCAAGAAGUGCAAUAUGUUGAAUCCUGGGUCAAGAUGGCUGCCAGUGUGUCCAUGUCUUCACUGCCAACAACAGAAAGAAGCUACACCAACACCAGCGAUUAUAACGCUGCUGUCAAAGGUAAAUUAUGUUUGAAAUCUCUCCCAGCCUAUUAAGGGAGCCAUUAUAAAGGGUGGUGAGAAGACAGAGCGCAAAAAUCAUAGAUUAUCUUAUAUUAUUUUAAAUAUAGACCUUUAUACUGUAUCCAGAAAUUUGAUAGACGGUAAUUUGAUCAAACGGAAAUUUGGUCGAAACUUUUUUUCAGUUUUAACGUUAAAAUUUUGCUUCAAAUUUCUUUUUGAAUGCAUUAUUUUGUUUUACUAUAUAGUAUAGUGCGUUCUUGAUUUUGAAAUAAUAGAAAAAAUUCUGGGGAGCCCCCUCCUCCUUCCACUCAAGAGCCUAGUGGCGUAUCUUAGUGCUAAUGCCGCCCCCUCCAUAUAAAGAAAAAGUGAAACCUGGGCGGACCACCACAUCUGUCCCCUUCUGUGCCACUGGCGGAGGCGCAGCUAGAGUGUUUGGUGCCAGGGGACAAGGUUCUUGUUGUUUUACACCCACACCCCCACCCCAAUAAAUUUUCUGAAAGAAACACUGCAUUUGCGUACCCUGAAUGGUGAGGAACUGUUGCUUUUUUUGGGCCAGUAGCAGACUUACAUAGUUAACAGCAUUUAUGGGCAUUGCUCAGUUUCAUUUUCAGAUCAUCAGUUAUUUUUUUUUAAUAGCCUUACUGUAAUGUCUUUGUUAAUUACGUUUGAGACAGAAAACAUCUUAAGUAAGCUUACCUUUUUAAUGAACGUACUUAUAUAUAUAUAUAUAUAUAUAUAUAUAUAUAUAUAUAUAUAUAUAUAUAUAUAAGUAUAAAUUAUGUACUAGCAGAUGGUAAGACGUAUCGAGCCGUGUAUGCAUACAAACCAGUUUUUAAAGGGGAGCUGGCUCUUAAGGAAGGAGAAAUUGUUGUUUGUAAAGAAAGGGAUCGGAAUGGCUGGAUGUUUGGAACAAAGCCGAGGUCGAAGGAUGAGGGAUGGUUUCCAGCUGUCUACGUUGAUGAGGUAACGAAUAUAGUUUUGAAAUGGAACAAAAGAUUUAACAUUUGAACUUUAAACUGUUGCACCUCCCCAAACUGUUAAACUGAUACGAAUGUGGACAUGCUGACUUUAUCAUACAAGUAUUACAAGUAUGAUUUAACAUUUACGUACAUGGCAUCCACAAACUGGAUUGCAUUACUGUUGGUUAAAUACGUAUCUUUAAAAAUAGAUUUCCACGGACAGCGAGUCCUGCAACUCAGACAUCCCUGAAACAUAUGAGAUUUUAGACUCCAACAAACUGCACAAAGCUGAUCGCUCAUGGAUCGGCAUAGGUAAAUAUUAAAAGAAAUUGUCAAAAAGAAAUCAAAGUGAAGAAGCAUUCUAACAUUCAAGAUUAUAAAUUCAAAACCACUUGGUGAUGAAAAAUAAUUUAUUUUCAAUCCUUUUCCCCCUGCUAUAACUUACAACUUCCGGUGACCAUACGUUCUGGUAACAAACUUUUCACAAUCUCUAUUAUUGUUCAUUUAAUAUAGUAACAUAUGCAAGGGGAUGGAGUGGGCGGGGGCGGGCUUGGGAGCAGUGGGGGGGUUGUUCGCCCUAAGUGGCACAAGCAGCCCCACCCCACUAAUUGAAUUCAUGCUGUUUCAGAAAAAUAAUUUGAAUUAUAUUUUGAUCCUGCAAUAUUAACAAGUCCGGUUCCUUGCCCAAACAUUUUCUGCACACAUUAGCUCAUGAAAUAAGGCCUUUGUUUGUAAAGCGUUCACUCCACUAAUCUUUUAGACAAGCGGUGUAUUUUUUAUCUUUACUGGAAAUGUCUUGUUGACUUCUCAGAACACAAAGUCCUGUAUGACUAUGCCAGUUGUAUUCCCGGAGAUUUGUCUCUAGAGGAAAAUGAUAUCAUCACCGUCUUACAAACACUGGCCAACGGCUGGUGGUUUGGUUUCAAGGGAGACAACUAUGGAUGGUUUCCUGGGUCAUACGUUGAGGUGAAUAUUGUAACUUUUUGGUAA
Lymnaea stagnalis (great pond snail) is the source of this 7472-nucleotide messenger RNA. The record is from the annotation of a GenBank genome assembly. Lineage: Eukaryota; Metazoa; Mollusca; Gastropoda; Lymnaeidae.